Molecule: messenger RNA, 445 nt
Organism: Coregonus sp. 'balchen'
Lineage: Eukaryota; Metazoa; Chordata; Actinopteri; Salmoniformes; Salmonidae
Source: the annotation of a GenBank genome assembly
AUGAUGUCUAGACAUGGUCUAUUUAAUGUAUCGUCUUGCUCGUGCCUCUCGUCUUGCUUGUGCGGCUACUCAUUUCAAAGUGCACCAGAAGAGCCUUUACGCAAACAAGAUAAAAAUGGCCUUCUCACAGACGCUACUAGUUUGUGGACUUCUGUCCAUUUACUUGUGAGUUUCUCAACAUUAUCUAGGUCUGCACCCCUCGCCCAACGAGCACCUUCAUCUUCCCGGGCCAGGCCUCAAGGAGGAAUACGACCCCCGGGAACAGGACCUGGCCAAGAGGACUCUGUGGAUUAAGCUCGGCAGCAACUUUGAUCCCAACUUCAUGUCCAUCAACUCGCCCAUCCUGGUGAAUCUCUCCGUGCAAGACGCCCAGAUGAAACUGCAAGGACCCAUGCCCAACGAUAUUAAAAAUAUGGAUCUCCUACCCCCUACGGGAAGUGGGUAA